Paramecium tetraurelia is the source of this 1419-nucleotide messenger RNA. RefSeq lists its product as uncharacterized. The transcript is spliced from 5 exons. Lineage: Eukaryota; Ciliophora; Oligohymenophorea; Peniculida; Parameciidae. The record is from RefSeq and is a predicted model, not a curated record.
AUGUAUAACCGUCCAAGUUCCAAACCUAGAUAUUAAUAAGAGCCUACUCUGGAUUCAAUCAAUCUUAAAGAAAAAUAAUUAUACAUAUAAUCAAGCAGCAUAAAUCCAUUAACAGGGGCCGUCCUGAGACCUGAUUAAUAAUACAAUCAAUCGUAGUAGAAUAAUGCUAAUUUUGAUAAAAAAAUAGCCUUAUAAGCCAGCUCCAUCAAUCCUCUUACUGGUGCUCCUUUAGUCAGAAAUCCAAUUAGUUAUCAAACAGAGUCAAUAUAAUAAAAAAAUACACCCUAUGGUGUCCAAUAAAAUGCAAAUAGCUAUACUACAUCUUCUGGCUAAAUAGGAUCUGGAUCAAAUACUAAUGAUGCCUAAUUUCAAAAGAAUCUGGUUAAAUUUUUUGCAGCUGAUGACCCAAAUCUAGUAUAAUAGAAAUCUCAGUAAAAACCAAAUAAUGCCUUACCAUCAGAUCCUUAAUUUUAAAAGAAUCUUGUUAAAUUUUUUGGUGCUGAUGAUCCCUCUUAACCCCAGAAAUUUAAUAAUCAAAGACAGAUUAAUUCUAGAUCAAACAAUUAAUAUCCAUAAUAAGGAAAUUAGUAAUAUCAAGGAUAAUAGGCAAAAAUAUAAAAUGAUCAAUAAUUUCAACAAAACUUAAAUAAAUUCUUUGCUGCAGAUGAUCCUACUUAAGUUAGAAAAACUCCUUCUAAAAAUUAGUAUCCAAGUCCUAGCCUUAGUCAACAGAAAUACCAACCAUUUAAUGAGGCGCCUCCUGAUCCCAGGUUGGUGAAUGAUCCCAGUUUCUAAAAAAAUCUUAAUAAAUUUUAUGCAGCUGAUGACCCUACUCAACCCAAAAAAUAGGUUUCUAAAUAAUCUCAAUAAUAAUAAUAAAUAAAUGCCAUUGAGAUCCUAGAUUCUAAAAAAAUCUUUAACAAUUUUUUGGAAUAGAUGGAAUAUCUCAGCAAUAAAAGAAUGGCUAAUAGUAAAUCAUUUUCUUAUUAUCUUAGAAAUAUUUAAGACACUUUACAGCAAAAUAAUAAUAAAUCAUCCAAAGUAAUUGCAAUUACUGAUAGCAGUUCAGCAGCAAGAAAUCAAGUAGCUGGUUUCUUUAGAGCAAGAGGUGUAGAAGAUUUUGAUGUAUUUACAAAUCCUGGAGGAGUGUUUGGGUUACAAAAUAAUCCCGUUUAAGAGCAAAGUUUAAAGUAUUACCUUGAUACUAUGAGCAAUGCUUACAUCAUUAAGGAAGUUUAUAUAAUUUCUGUUCUUGACACCAAUAGUAAUGUAAGAAUAUACACGAAUUUGAAUGAUAAAAGGUCUCAUUAAAUAGCAAUCUAAGAUUUAAAGACUGUUUUGGAAAAUAAAUUUAAUGUUUAAUAAAAAUUACAUGGAAUCAUAAUAGAUUAAAGAGGAGCAUCAGAAAAAGCAUUUUGA